AAAAUAAUUUAAACCUCCCCAAAACCUAAGUGUGAAAUUCGUUAAGAACCCUACAUUUCUUUUCCCCCUUCUGUCGCCAUAAAAUCUUUGCAGCACAGGACAGCACAGCACGGCUCGCUCUGUGACUCCGCCUGUGUCUCCGUCGGUAUCUCUCCAUUAUCCUCGCAGAUUUCAUGGCUGAACUUAAUCAGAACUAUGAACUUGAACAAGCUCAAGAACAUGAAUAUCAACCUGAACAAGAAGCUCAUGAACAUGAAUAUCAGCCUGAACAUGAACAAGCUCAUGAACUUGAAUACCAACCUGAAAAUGAACAUGACGAUGAGCAUGAGCAAGAACUUGUGCAAGAACAGAAACAUGAAAAUGAAAACGAAAAUGAAAAUGAACAUGAACAUGUAAAUGAACAUGAGGAACACAGUGAACCAAAAGAUGGAAUACUGGAGAACUCACACCCUGAUGAAAAACAGGACCAUGCAGAUGAGCCAGUUUCCGGAGGAGGUGAGAAAUGGCCAGGGUGGCCUGGAGAGAGUGUUUUCAGGAUGUUGGUGCCUGCAACAAAAGUUGGUAGCAUAAUUGGGCGUAAAGGAGAGUAUAUCAAGAAAACAUGUGAAGAGACAAGAGCACGGAUUAAGAUUCUUGAUGGACCUCCUGGAACAAGAGAAAGGGCUGUUAUGGUGUCUGCCAAGGAAGAUCCUGAUGCUUCUCUUCCUCCUGCUGUUGACGGUCUUCUAAGAGUUCACAGACGUGUUGUGGAUGGACUCGAGAAUGACUCAUCUCAUCCUCCGCCUGCAGGGGGAAAAGUCUCCACAAGAUUGCUUGUCCCAGCUGCUCAAGCAGGAAGUUUGAUUGGGAAGCAAGGGGCAACUGUCAAAUCCAUUCAAGAAGAGUCUAAUUGCAUUGUCAGAGUUCUUGGAUCAGAGGAGCUACCAGUUUUUGCCCUUCAUGAUGAUAGAGUUGUAGAGGUAGUUGGGGAACCUACAGGCAUACUUAAAGCUAUUGAAUUGAUUGCUUCCCAUCUGAGAAAAUUUUUGGUCGAUCGAAGCAUAAUAUCAGUAAUUGAAAUGCAAAUGCAAAUGCCAAAUCAGCAGAUGGAACACAUGCCUCCAUCCCAGCACUGGGGCCCUCCACCUCCUCAGCCUUACCCGCAAAGUGCACAUGGAGGUCCCGGAUAUGGAGCUAGCCCUCACUUCAUGCCUCCUCCUAGGCAGUUCGACAAUUAUUAUCCUCCUGCUGACAUGCCACAUCCGCCCGAAAAACCACCUCAUCAAGGGAUAUCUGCCUAUGGGAGAGAAGCAGCAAUGCCGGUGCAUUCAUCGACCAGCCAAGCAGCAACUUCAGUGAUCACUCAGGUCACCCAGCAAAUGCAAAUUCCACUCUCGUAUGCUGAUGCUGUGAUUGGCACACAAGGUGCUAGUAUUAGUUAUAUUCGACGAGUCAGUGGCGCCACUGUUACCAUUCAAGAAACAAGGGGGGUUCCUGGAGAGAUGACUGUCGAGAUCAGUGGAACUGCUUCUCAAGUCCAAACUGCCCAACAACUGAUUCAGAAUUUCAUGGCUGAAGCAGCAGGCACAGCUCAGGCACCCCACGCCCCACCAGCAGAUCCGGCAUACAAUUCCUAUGGAGGUCAUGGUUCGGUAUACACAUCUACCCCUUCAAAUCCUAACCAGGCAGGCGGUUAUGGCUCUGUUUAUGGCACCAACUAUGGUUACUAAAUCAGGUGCUCUUUUUUUUUGUUUAAUUUUGUUAAGACUUGCUUGUUGUCUUGAGAAUACCCCGCUAAUAACGUACUUGCUAUGUUUCUAUUUUUGGGAAAUUUGAAAGACAAAUUGGAGAAGGAUAGGUAUGUUAUAGGCAGAGCAGGUAGAUGUGAUGUGAAAACAGCAAGUCAAGUCAAGAAGCAUAUGUUGUUACUGUUUCUUGUUCUUGUUCUUGUUCUUUUAUUUCUUUCUUUGUUCUCUUCCCCAUUUUAGAGAUAUCUACACACACUUUGGAUUUAAAUUUGGAUUCAUCAGUGUUUCCUGUAUUACUUACUGUAUUUUGCUGCUUUUGUUAAAGUAAAUGACCAUGGCCAUGA
This is a messenger RNA of Andrographis paniculata, 2071 nucleotides long. RefSeq names its product flowering locus K homology domain. Gene Ontology annotation, molecular function: mRNA binding. The coding region runs from base 174 to 1709 and encodes 511 amino acids. Lineage: Eukaryota; Viridiplantae; Streptophyta; Magnoliopsida; Lamiales; Acanthaceae. The record is from RefSeq and is a predicted model, not a curated record. Gene Ontology annotation, cellular component: cytoplasm; nucleus. The transcript is spliced from 7 exons. Gene Ontology annotation, biological process: regulation of gene expression.